Messenger RNA from Aspergillus japonicus CBS 114.51, 1728 nucleotides. Its product is annotated as flavin-containing monooxygenase. Gene Ontology annotation, molecular function: N,N-dimethylaniline monooxygenase activity; flavin adenine dinucleotide binding; NADP binding. NCBI's taxonomy places the organism in Eukaryota, Fungi, Ascomycota, Eurotiomycetes, Eurotiales, Aspergillaceae. The record is from RefSeq and is a predicted model, not a curated record. The transcript is spliced from 3 exons. Bases 1 to 1728 code for a protein of 575 amino acids.
AUGACUAGAACAACUCCAGAAAUUGACCUCAUUGUCGUUGGGACAGGAUGGUUUGGUUUGUCUGCUGCGAAGCACUACAUUCAGCUGCAUCCUCAGGACCACAUUGUAGUCCUCGAAUCAGCUGGCUCGUGUGGAGGUACAUGGGCACAGGAAAGACUCUACCCUGGACUCAAGUCGAAUAACAUGGUGGGCUCUUACGAAUACCCCGACUUUCCGAUGUCGGAAGACGUCUAUGGGGUCAAGGCCGACAACCACAUCCCCGCGGCCACUUUACAUCGGUAUCUGACUGACUACGCCAAACACUUUGGAGUCUUUGAUCGAGUUCAAUUCCACACACGGGUAACAGCAGUGCAGCCACGCUCAGAAGAUGAUGGGUGGAGACUUCAUGUUGCCUGCUCGAACGACCCAGUCAACUUCACGACGACCAUUGAAACUAAACGACUGAUUCUGGCCACCGGCCUCACCUCUUUACCAAAUAUGCCCUCGUACUCUGGCCAGGAUACCUUCCACGGUCCUGUGUUCCACGCCAAGGAUUUCAAACGCGAGGCAGACACGUUGACAAGCUGCACAAGAGUCGUCGUGGUCGGGGGCGCCAAAUCGGCCUUGGACGUGAGCUAUGCAUAUACGCAGGCUGGUGUGCAGGUCUACCUCAUCAUUCGGCCCGAUGGGAAUGGACCUGUCUGGCUGGCAAAGCCGUUCGUGACCCCCUUCAAGAGAAAGAUGGAGGAACUACUUCAUACCCGCUGCCUGACAUGGUUCUCUCCGAGUCCCUGGCAAGAUGAGGAUGGCUACUCGACCGUGCGCUCGUUUCUGCACGGUACCAAGUUGGGGAACCUCCUUGUGAACAACUUCUGGUCCAUUCUUUCUGCGGAUAUCAUUGAAUCGAACGGGUAUGAGGACCAUCAUCACCCCUCGCUGCGCGCACUGAAACCGUGGUACUCGGCAUAUUGGACAGGCUCGGGUGUCUCCAUCCACAAUUUUGAUACCAGCAUCUUUGAUCUGGUCAAGGAGGGCAAGAUCUGCAUCCAUACGGCGAAUAUCACUGAGCUGAGCCCCCGCCAUGUACACCUGAGCACUGGGGAGACGCUCCAAGCAGAUGCAAUUGUCUGUGCUACUGGCUGGAAAAAGGGCUCCGCCAUUCAAUUUGUGGAUGUCGAUUGCCGGCCUGUCUCCGAUCCCGCCGAAAUGGAUCGUCUUCUCCGCCUCGCCGAUGAUGAGAUCCUCUCGCGCUUUCCAGGUCUCAAGUCGCAGCCUUGCCUUCGGACAUCGGGCGGAGCGAAGCACCAGCAAUCUAAUCCCUGGCGACUCUACCGAUUCAUGGUGCCCCCAGCCCUGUGGGAAAGGCGCACUCUGGCUUUUGCCGGUAUGGUAUCCUCGGUCAGCACAGCCAUCUGUGCCAGCCUGCAAGGGCUGUGGAUUUCCGCUUACUUCGACGGAACACUGGACCGCAUGCCACCCACCCAGCAAGCCGUCGUCCACGAGGCAGUGAUCAACUCCGUCUGGGGUAAAUGGCGGUAUCCCUGUGGCUACGGAGAGGAUGUUGCCGAUUUCGCCUUCGACGCGCUCCCAUACUUUGAUCUGUUGCUGAAGGACCUGGGCUUGAAGCACCAUCGGAAAUCGUCGGCCACUUCCGAGCUUACUGAGCCCUACAAGCCGUGGGAUUAUCAAGACGUAGUGGAGGAGUGGAAACAGGGACAUUGGCUCUUCAGUCUUGCAGGCGUUCCUUAG